Messenger RNA from Saccoglossus kowalevskii, 1394 nucleotides. RefSeq names its product CREB-binding protein-like. Gene Ontology annotation, cellular component: histone acetyltransferase complex; transcription regulator complex. The record is from RefSeq and is a predicted model, not a curated record. Gene Ontology annotation, biological process: positive regulation of transcription by RNA polymerase II. Gene Ontology annotation, molecular function: chromatin DNA binding; protein binding; histone acetyltransferase activity. NCBI's taxonomy places the organism in Eukaryota, Metazoa, Hemichordata, Enteropneusta, Harrimaniidae.
UUCACCAAACAGCCGCCAUUUUGGCCAUUUUCACUGAGAAAAAAAUCGUUUUUUCUCUUCAUCUUCUUUCAUUGUUUUCCGAUCAGAUCGACUACAGUUGCCACAGAAGGACCCAUUUGUAUUCUGAAUGAAGAUUGAAGCGUCACUCGGCGAAUUUGGGACAAAAUAUCAUGUAAUUUCGUCGACAGUGUAGGUCUAUUAGUUAUUGUAAUAUUGUAUUGUGCGAGCAAUUGCGGUGAACAGUCGUCCGAUCGAGAGGCUGAGAAGAUGGUGUAGCUGCCUGCAGAUAGUUGAUUUUUGUUAUCAGGACUUUUAUUAUGUUUAGGAUGGUUUAUUGGAUUUUUCGGGAACCUUCGUAGCAAUUUCUAAUCAACAAGUUCACAACGUACUUGCCGGGCGUGUGUGUCUUCAACAUGGCAGAUCAGUUAGUCGACGGGCCGCCGAAUAAACGGCAGAAGCUUUCCUCUCCUGCAACUACUCCCAACGAUAAUUCGGAGUUCUUCGGGACGUUAUUACAAGACUUGGAGGGCGAAUUGCCCGACGAGCUGAUGGUUGGUGGUGGUUCGGAAAACAUGAGCAAUGGUACAAGUAGCAAUGCUACCAACUCCAGUGGCACGGUGACAGUUGUUGAUCGCCAGUCUGAGACAAUUCAAAAGAACCAACAACUUUCACAGCUUUUAUCCUCACCGCCCAGGACUUCUACAAAUGCUCAAUCGGCCUCAAAUAAUAUUGCAAGCCCAAAACAGCAAAAUCAAACUCAAAUUCAGCUUAGCCCAAACAUGGGUAACAGAAAUGUGCAAAGUCCCAUGUCAAACAGUCUACAGUCUCCUCCAAAUACAGUUGGAAAUUCAAGUGUUGGAGGACAGACACCCAAUUCUACUGCUAUAAGUAUAAACAAUGAUACAAUUACAAGUAUAGCAAAUAUAACAAGUACUAUAGCAAUGACAAACUCUUUGAACACAUCAAGUUCAUCACAUCUGCUGCAGGGCAGUGGUGCUGCUGGACAAACCAAUAAACCUGUGAUGAAUGGACCUUUUUCAAUUUCUCCUAAUACUACAAUGACCUGGACUACUGCUACCAAUUCUGCUGCACUGACAGGAAACUUAGUAAAUGCAAUUUCACAACAAAAUGCUGCCAGUGGCUUAGGCAAUCACCCUGGUCUAAGUGUAUCACAAACUCAGGCUGCACUGGCAAAGGUUUCAAGUAUGAGUUCAAGCGGGAGUACAUCUUUUCAUAAUUUCUCUACUGAAUCAAGUCAUUCCACUAUGACUCCUUUGUCUACCACAUUUUCCCCAGCGGGAACAACAUUGACGACAAGUAGUUUGAAUGCUGCUGGAAAUUUGGGAUCUAGUCUUAAUAUGCCAACAUCUGUAAAUAUGGAGAAGGCAAGCUGA